CGUCGAGCCUAGCGGCGACAACGGCAACAUGGCUCUGAAUGGCGCUGAAGUCGACGAUUUCUCCUGGGAGCCUCCAACCGAAGCGGAAACGAAGGUGCUGCAAGCCCGACGGGAGCGGCAGGAUCGCAUCUCCGCGCUCAUGGGCGACUACCUGCUGCGUGGUUACCGCAUGCUGGGCGAGACGUGCGGGGACUGUGGGACGAUCCUCCUCCAAAACAAACAGCGGCAGAUCUACUGCGUGGCUUGUCAGGAGCUCGACUCAGACGUGGAUAAAGAUAAUCCGGCUCUGAAUGCGCAGGCUGCCCUCUCCCAAGCUCGAGAGCACCAACUCGCCUCUGCCUUGGAGCUCCCUGCAGGCUCUCGGCCCACCCCCCAGCCCCCAGUACCCCGCCCAGAGCACUGUGAGGGAGCUGCAGCAGGGCUCAAGGCAGCCCAGGGGUCGGCCCCUCCUGCUGCACCUCCAAGUGCAGAUGUCGUGGCCAGCGCACAGGAGGCCCUCCUGCAGAAGCUGACCUGGGCCUCAGCUGAACUGGGCUCUAGCACCUCCCUGGAGACUAGCAUCCAGCUCUGUAGCCUUAUCCGGGCUUGUGCAGAGGCCCUGCACAGCCUGCAGCAGCUGCGACACUAGGAGACCCCCCCUCCCCGAGAAAAACCCUCCAGAAAAACAGCCAUUCCUCUUGUGUGGUUUGUUCUUUUCAUGGUUCCGAGUGUGCAUGCCAGUCCCAGCUCCACUCGCCUGUUUCCUGCUUUGGGUCUCGCCCUGCCACUCUCUGAUCUCCUUGACGCCCUGAGACAUGAGUUGAGCUUGUUUCUGCUCAGUUUUCCCACUCAGGAUGAUGGGGAGGGAGAGGAUUAUGUGACAGUUGGCUCCGCAAAUGCAGGAACAAGAGGGAUGGGCCUCCACAGCACCUCUGUAACUUCCUAAGCCACCCAGUGCUCAGUCCCCACCCUUGAGUGAGAUGGGGACUCCAAUCCCUUUGGCAGCGUCUCCUUUCCUGAAGCAUCCUGGGACCAUCAUCCUUUCCCACCUCAUGCCCAGCCCAGGCACUCAGACACUCACACACUCACAGGGCAUCAGGUUGCAAGGUAGGGACCCAGUGUGGAUUUACCUCAGUCUCCUGAUCCCCAAUUUUAGAUCCUUUUCCGUGGGAGUUAUAAUUGGACAAAAGUGUUGAGGAGGAGCGUAAAGAGCUGUGAAGGAACCGUGCCCACCGCUUGUGGUCUCUUCCCUCUCUGUCUCCCUUCUGUGACCCAUUCCCUUUACUCAGCUAUCGCCGCGUUGGGGCGACUUGGGCCCACAGCCGUUGCCCUUUUAAGAGAGGCCCCGCCCAUACGGGGGGUGGGUCAGGGGCGGAGUCGGAGGCGGCGGGGAAGGAACAAAGCCCGGCCUGCUGGCGGCAGCUGGGCUCGGCUGGUGGGGCCCCAGGAGUGCGGGGCCUGCAGGCGGCAUCCCAGCCAGAGCGUUGGAGGGUCAGAGGCG
Molecule: messenger RNA, 1480 nt
Organism: Pteronotus mesoamericanus
Lineage: Eukaryota; Metazoa; Chordata; Mammalia; Chiroptera; Mormoopidae
Gene: ZNRD2
Product: zinc ribbon domain containing 2
Exons: 4
Coding region: 29-628 (199 amino acids)
Source: RefSeq, a predicted model, not a curated record